UCGAUUUCGUGAUUGACUUGGCACCAGGGGUGGAUCCGGUUUCCAAAGCCCCGUAUAGGAUGGCUCCAGCUGAACUUAAGGAACUAAAGAUUCAGCUCCAAGGGUUGCUUGACAUAGGGUUCAUUCGGCCCAGUGUGUCACCCUGGGGAGCCCCGGUUUUGUUCGUCAAGAAGAAGGAUGGAUCUAUGAGGAUGUGCAUCGACUACAGAGAGUUGAACAAGUUGACGGUGAAGAAUAAAUAUCCAUUACCUAGGAUCGAUGACUUGUUCGAUCAGCUUCAGGGGAAGACGGUCUUUUCUAAGAUUGAUCUCCGUUCGGGUUAUCAUCAGUUGAGAAUCCGAGAGGAGGACACGAAGACGGCUUUCCGCACUAGGUAUGGACACUACGAGUUUUUGGUUAUGUCAUUCGGACUAACCAAUGCUCCUGCGGCAUUCAUGGACCUGAUGAAUAGAGUAUUCAAGGAUUUCCUCGAUAUCUGUGUGAUUGUGUUUAUCGACGACAUCCUCGUGUACUCUCAGUCAGAAGAGGAGCAUGAGUUACAUCUUCAGAUGGUACUGCAACGACUUCGAGAACAUAAGCUCUACGCCAAGUUCAAGAAAUGUGAGUUCUGGUUGUCUCAGGUGUCCUUCCUAGGGCACAUUGUGAGUAAAGAUGGGAUCAAGGUGGAUCCCGGGAAGAUCGAAUCCGUCAGGGAUUGGCCGAGACCGAAGACAGUGACAGAGAUCAGAAGCUUCUUGGGAUUAGCUGGGUACUACCGUAGGUUCGUGGAGGGGUUCUCCAAAAUUUCAAUGCCCCUGACCGAACUUACAAAGAAGAAUCAGCGAUUUAUCUGGUCAGAUAAAUGUGAAGCUAGCUUUCAGGAGCUGAAGCAGAGAUUGAAGAAAGCUACGACUUCGACGACCACAAAAGCUGAAGCAGAGGUUGAUGAGCUUUUGAAGGCAGUCCAGGAAGAUAUGCUUCUCAAUCUCUCUCUCAAUUCCCACCUCGCUCGUGUCUCUCCUAACUACAUCGACUCCGAUCUCGACACUCGAUUCCGAGCCCUCAAAUCACGACCCUCAAAAUCUCCCCAAAAUACCAAACCUACCCCUCCUUCAACCGCCACCGCCGAUCCUCCCCCUCAAUUGCCGAAUCAAGCCCCAGAUCCUCAACCGGAUCCCGAACUCCAGGCCGUUCUUGGGGACGACCUCUCCGUCCGAUUCGCCAAACUCAGAGCCUCCUUGUCUCAGUCGCCUGCUGCUUCCAUUUCCGGCACUGGUGGCGUUCGUUCCAAUACAAAAUUGGAGAGCCUUGGUGAUGAAGAUGAAGAGGAGGAUGAAGAUGAUGAGGUUGAGAAGUUGAUUAGGUGGGCCAAGGACGCUGCUCGCCUGGAUCCUUCUCCGCCCUCCGAUGAAGAUGAAGAUGAAUACGACUAUGAAGAUUUUGAUCGUCCUCGUCGUACAUAG
This is a messenger RNA of Cannabis sativa, 1442 nucleotides long. RefSeq lists its product as uncharacterized. The record is from RefSeq and is a predicted model, not a curated record. Lineage: Eukaryota; Viridiplantae; Streptophyta; Magnoliopsida; Rosales; Cannabaceae.